Fusarium subglutinans is the source of this 1551-nucleotide messenger RNA. RefSeq names its product C6 transcription factor. The transcript is spliced from 3 exons. The record is from RefSeq and is a predicted model, not a curated record. NCBI's taxonomy places the organism in Eukaryota, Fungi, Ascomycota, Sordariomycetes, Hypocreales, Nectriaceae. Gene Ontology annotation, molecular function: DNA-binding transcription factor activity, RNA polymerase II-specific. Gene Ontology annotation, biological process: regulation of transcription by RNA polymerase II. The coding region runs from base 1 to 1551 and encodes 516 amino acids.
AUGGAUGCCUGGGCUGCAAACAGCGAAGAAAAAAGACAUAGUGUGAUGAGCAACGACCUCAAUAAAUCUCGUCCAUUGAGAUCACCUACUCAAGAGGACACAUGGACUCAACUGCAAUCUCUUACCAUCCCAGCACCACACUACGCCCCUUCAACAAACGCAAGUCUCUCAACAUCAGACCUCUCCCCCGGUCUAUCGCCCUAUCUCGCACCAAGUCCCAACUUCACCCUCCUCCCCCAGGAAAUCCCCCUUCCAUCAGUUGAUCUCGGCGCCGCAGAGCUUGAACUCUUCAGCUAUUAUCUCUCCCACACAGCUCGAUCACUAGCCUACGAUGAAGAUGAUCUAUAUGCUUUGCAAGUUGGCUUCCCGAACUUGGCUUUCAGAAGUAAACCCCUCAUGAGCUCUAUCCUCGCUCUCGCAGCUGUGCGAAAGUGUCACGAUUUGAUAUCUCAGCCUUUGCAGAGGGUUGAUAAGAGUCAGGUCAGGCAUUUACUUGCUCUUGCGGAUGGACAUCAUAGGGUGUCGCUUCGUCAGACUAGAGCUGAUAUUCCAAUUGCCAAUCACUACGAUCAUGUUGUUGCCAACGCUCCUCUUAUGGUUCUUUACGCAACAGCCAACCACGCGGUGAGAAUCGAGGUCGCAAAGACGCUCGAUGAAGGGGAGAGAACUAGUUUGGCGCCUGCUCAGUUACAUUGGAUGACGCUUAUUCGGGCAGCCCAUUUGGCUUAUACAGGCCUUUUGCACUCAACCAAAGAUUUUGGCUUCUUGGAGGACUUUACAGCUAGUCCGCCUGAUAUCACACUGAAUAACCAGUCAACUAAUGGUUUAGUUCCUUUGGGCGAGAAUGGACCUACGCCUCAGACGGAGCAACUUCUCAUGCCUAUCAUCGCAGCGACAUCGGGGUCCGCGCUGGACAAGUUGAGAACAAGAGCGGAGGCUUUGGAGUUUGCUGCGCACUUGAAGCCUUCUUGGGAGUCACCAGGUGACGACACAGAACUCCAAGCUUGUCUUGUAGCUCUUGAAGCGUUGAACAGUAUCGUGAAUGAGCUGUUUCAUCCAGAUCAGAGCGCUUAUACAGAUUCUCAACAACCUGAUCUCGAGGCAGGUUGGGCAGCCCUGAGCCAGUUAUCAGAUGUUUCACCCUGGCUUCGAAGUUACAUGGCCCGCGUAACAUUCUCGACACCACCCAAACCCCUCCGGCGAACCAUAAUGUGGUUUUUGAACCGAAUCCCCGGCGAGUUCCUCAGUAUCGUCGAGUCUGUGCUUGAUAAUAUCCCCACUAGUCCUGAUGGCAUUCCCGACGAGGGUAUUCAGUGCGAUGGCGAGGUGUCUGAGACAACGAGACUUGCUAUGGAUAUCUUCUCUCACUGGCUGGUUUUGGUUAUGCUGUUAGAUGGUGUUUGGUGGAUUGGAGGGAUUGGGGCUUGUGAGUUGGAUAGGAUAGUGAAGUAUACGAGUAGGAAGAGUUUCUUUGGGGAGUUUUUGGGCGUAGAGAAGUGGUGGCCUAGAAGUAUGCUUAAUAUUGCUAUGGAGAUAGGGAGUCAGUCUUAG